Suillus paluster is the source of this 1056-nucleotide messenger RNA. RefSeq lists its product as uncharacterized. Gene Ontology annotation, cellular component: nucleus. Gene Ontology annotation, molecular function: dioxygenase activity. The record is from RefSeq and is a predicted model, not a curated record. The coding region runs from base 1 to 1056 and encodes 351 amino acids. Lineage: Eukaryota; Fungi; Basidiomycota; Agaricomycetes; Boletales; Suillaceae. Gene Ontology annotation, biological process: DNA repair; DNA alkylation repair. The transcript is spliced from 4 exons.
AUGUCAGUUCUACGUCAACCGCCCUCGAGUACGCGAUCUGUACCGCGUCUCCUUCCUCUGACAUUGACGAAUCCCUCGAUGGUGGCCCAGCAUACGCCUUGCACGAUGCAUCUAUCUAUAUUACCACCAGACCUUGCCUGUAAACUAUUCUACACCAUGCUCGAUCUGUCGCAGUCUUGGAAAAAGAACAAAUGGUGGCUAUUUGACCGCGUCGUUGAGAGUCCUCACCGCACGUCAUUCUAUGCUCGAAAAACAGAUGGUGUGGAGCCAAAUGAUUCAUGGCAGGAGGCUGCCCAAUAUUGGUAUAAUGGUCGGCAAACAGACCCACCUGAAGUCUUUCCUGAUGUGAUGGAGGAAGCCUGCGUGUAUGUAGAAAAUAUCGUCAACAAAGAGAUGCAAAGGCGACCCCGCCUCCCGCUUGAGUGGGGAGGCAGGGGCUCCGAAGGUCAAAUCUGGCGUGCCAAUGUAGCCGCAUCAAAUUGUUAUGAAGGCACCAAGGACAGCGUUGGGUUUCAUUCAGACCAGCUGACAUAUCUGGGACCUUACCCGACUAUUGCCUCAUUGAGUCUCGGGACGACGAGAAUCUUUCGCCUUCAGGAGGUCGUACCAAGCGAAGAGAUCCGCUCACGAAAGGCGCAAACUCUCAACAUUCCUUUACCCCAUAAUUCUUUGAUCAUCAUGCACGCCGGCACCCAGGAAAAAUUUAAGCACUCAGUUCCUCCCCAACCUACGCUUGACCUCUACCGCCCUUUCGCCCCUCACCCCUCUCGCCCUGCGUCUCCGCCAGAGCCAUCCAAUUGCCGUAUCAAUAUAACCUUCCGAUUUUAUCGACCUGACUUCAGGCCGCAAAGCAUCCCGCAUUGCAAUUGCGAUGUACCUACGAUUUUGCGUCCAGACAUGAAGAAUAGACACGACGGUCAGACGGAUAAAUACUGGUGGACAUGCUACGCUGGCGCACAGAAUGAAGGGAAAGGAUGCUCUUUCUGGCGGGACAUGAACAUGAAGACCGAAGGUCGAGGCCCGACCAUUUCUGAUGUAGAGAGCAAUGAUCAGUAA